Messenger RNA from Malaclemys terrapin pileata, 3258 nucleotides. RefSeq names its product ankyrin repeat and SOCS box containing 18 (gene ASB18). Gene Ontology annotation, cellular component: axon initial segment; synapse; membrane. The transcript has 6 exons. Gene Ontology annotation, biological process: neuronal action potential; negative regulation of delayed rectifier potassium channel activity; intracellular signal transduction. NCBI's taxonomy places the organism in Eukaryota, Metazoa, Chordata, Testudines, Emydidae. Gene Ontology annotation, molecular function: transmembrane transporter binding. The record is from RefSeq and is a predicted model, not a curated record. Bases 1 to 1413 code for a protein of 470 amino acids.
AUGUCCAGCUUUGACUGUAUUCCUGAUCACCCAGCCAGCUCCGAUUUGGUGAGGAGAUUAAAGGCUGCCCUGGACGUCGGGGAUGAGAACACAGUGAUGGAUUUGAUCUGCACUGAAGUGCAACAUGUGAAUGCCACCAUCGAACUCUCUAAUGAUGACUGGAUGAAGGAGCCACAAGCUCACCUGCACCCUUUAUACUAUACAGCACUGGUCACGGGAGACCUGAGAAACCUCAAGGUCCUGACUGAUAAAUAUUAUGAAGACGUCAAUCUGAUUUUUGAGAUCAGUAAAAAUGAGCUGGAAUGGCAAGUGAAAAGCCUGGCCUCUUUUGGAUUGUCAGGCCUGUGGUCCCUCGAAUACAAGAAGGAACUGACCACCCCACUGUGCAUCACCGCCAGAAAUGGACACACCGCCUGCGUGCGUCACCUGCUGUUCUGGCGGGCAGACCCCAACAUGGCUCCAGGAGGCCAGAGUGCUCUGCAUGAGGCCUGCGCGGGGGGCCACACGGACUGCACGGAGCUGCUGCUGGAGCACAGAGCCAACCCCAACCUCCUGAGCGAGGAAGGCUUGGCACCACUGCAUCUGUGCACCAACCAGAACACGCUGGGAUGUGCCAAACUUUUGGUGAAGUAUGGAGCGAUGGUUGAUCUACCUAGUGAAGAGACACAGGAGACACCACUUCACAUAGCAGCUAAACAUGGCCUCUAUGAUCACGCUCUCCUAUACUUGAGGUACGGCGCUAGUGUGGAUAGGAAGAACAGUCGGGAAGAAACGGCACUCAGCGUGACUUGCGAACAGGCAAAAGAACAAGCAGCUCAAGGAAGCUACUUGCAGGUGUGCAGAUUGCUGGUUAUGUACGGAGCAGAUGUCAACACCACAGAUGAAGAGGAGAAGAGUCCUCUCCACAAAGCCUGCAAGAAUGCCAGUCACAGCUUGGUCCAGUUUUUGCUGCAGAAUAAAGCGGAUGUGAAUGCCAUUGAUUACAACGGCGCCUCCCCCCUGUCCUGUAGCCUACAGACCGCAGCCUUCAAGCAGCAACUGAGGCCACGUCUCACAGUGCAGACGCUGCUGAACCAUGGCUCCCAAAAAAUCUGGCCUAUGGCCUUUGGGAAGGUGCUGAGGUCUUGUGCAUCAGUGCCAGAGAUCAUUGAAAUCCUCUUCAAUUCCUACUCUCAAGUCCCCAUCUCUGAGCAGUGGCGGGAGGCUAUUCCAGAGGAGAUAUUUCAGAUGCACCUGCCCUUUUAUGAAUCCUUUUUCAUGCUAUCAUGCACACCUCGGUGUCUGCAACAUUUGUGCCGUUGUGCCAUUCGGAAAAAGUUUGGCAGCAAAUGCCACUACCUUAUCCCCUCAUUACCUGUGCCCAAACCCUUACAAAACUACCUGCUGCUGGAACCUGAAGGAAUACUGCUUUGAACUACUUGAUCCUCCGCAGUGUAUUACAGUAUCUUUUGUGUGUGCCUUUAGAAUUAAGGAUCUGUCAUUUCCAAUAUAAAUAACUGUUUUUCGGGGAUAUACACUGUAACGUAAACAUUUGCUUUCAGUUGAAACUUUGUAUAGAAUGUUUUUUAACCACAUUAUAUGUUAAGGUGCCACUUAUCAAUAGUCUAUAAAGGGUUAACAAAUGAGUAAUAACUGUUAUAAGCAUAUUACAGACAUGAGUAGUAUGUGUUAUAAAAACUUUAUUGAAGUCAAUGAGACAACGCAGAUGCAUAAUGUUAAAUGGGGGUAAGCAUCAGCAGGAUCUAACCCAUGUGCAGUCCUAAUGAUUUCAGUGGUAUUAUUCCCAUGACUAAAGAAAGCCAAAUCUGGCCCUUAAUAGAGUCACUGCUGUAACCUUUGGCCGAAUACUGGAACUGAUGAGGAUAAUCUAUAAUAUAGAAAGGCUUGGCAGAAUUCUAUUUUUAUUUUUUUACCAUUUUGAUAGAUAAUAUCAAUAUUUAUUUUUGAGUAUCUUUUUAGAUUUUCAUCUAUGUAAAUUUUCAUGGUUAACCAAAUUAUGGACUUUAAGCACUUUUUUAUCAAUUAAAAUGUUCAAAGUUGCGGGAAAUUAUGUGGGGGCAGACAAUUAAUUAAUGGCAGCGGUGAUAAGAUUCAAAAAGUCAAAGCUUUAUAAGCCACUCCAGCACAAAUUGUCAACAUCCCAUGUCAAAAUAUACAAAGCCUUAAAACUGGACAUCAUCCAUGUUUUUACUAUUCAUUUGCUAGUCCAUUUGUAACAAGCCUAAUUCAAAGCUCUACAUCGCUGGACUUUGACUCUAAUAAGUUCUCAAGCAACAUUUGUCUUACUUUACCUAUCUGUAAAUGUUGAUUAUUAUCAAUGGAAAUAUUUUUUCAUCACUCUGUGUGUGUAUGGUGAAAUCAGCAUUUACUGACUUUUGCCAAUAAAAAUCUAAUUCUUCCAAGCCUAAAUAGAGACAAGACCUAUUAGCAUUUUAAUUGUCCUUUAAAGAACAGGCUGCAGGCUGAAAGCUGGCUACUCUACAUACACACAUAAACUUUUUCUUUGAUCCCUAUAUUAAAAUUAAAAUGGUUCCAUCCUACCACAGGCAGCUUGUAGUAUCUCCAAAGAUGCUCUUGGCACCACAUAUGAGUGCAGCUCUGCUCUGAGCAUGUGUCACGAUGCACUGACCCUAGUCACAUGGUGGGACCCCUCCAAUCACGCUGGUAUGGAUUAACGCAGGACAGCUGGGAAGUGUUCAUUUGAAAAUUAAGGGAAAACAUUUCGGAUCCUUUCUAAAUCUAUACAAUAUAACUUUAAAAUAAUAGUGAUCUGACCAAAACAUGGAGCAUUAGACUAAUGGCAGUUGCUCUCUCUUUAACCCUCUUACAUCCAGGCACUGGAGCAGGGAUGUUCAAAGGAGUUUUAGGCAGUCACGUGUCCAGCUCCCUAUGAGUUUCAUUAUUUCACGUCUUCCAAUGGGAACUGGGCACUAACCUCCCUUAGGCUCCUUUCGAAAGCAUCCCAGCCUGCAGCAAAUAGGCAAAGAAACAUUACACUGUGGGUGAAAUCCUGGCCCCAUUGCCAUCAAUGGCCAAACUCCCAUUGAUUUCACCCAGUACGUGGGGAUAAACUCAGAGAUUCCAAGGCCAGAAUGGAGCAUUGUGAUCAUCUAGUCCAACCUCCGGUAUAACACAGGGCAGAGAAAUUGCUAGAAUGAAUUCCAGUUUGCACGACAGCACGUCUUCUAGAAAAAUAUCCAAUCUUGAGUUAAAGAUUUCCACUGACAGAGAAUUCACCACAACCCAUGGCAAGUUGGU